AUGGGGGCUCUCCUCCGUGCCACCCUCUACCUCCUCCCUAUCCUCCUCGGUGCUCAUGUCGUCGAGCCCUCGCUGUUCGACCUCCUCGGGAACCCAUUCGGACGGCCGAGACUUGGUCUCAUCGUGGACCCGUUCCUGCCACGGGCAACUGAGCAACCCGAGCAGGUAGCAGAGGCCGGGAAGAGGCCGGACUUUGAGACGAAGUACGCCGGCGAAUGGAAGCUUGUGAGGGAGAACGCAGGGGUGUCGGCGAUGCACCUGGUGAUCAUGAAGAACAACAAGGCCAUCAUGUUCGACACCACCGUGCUUGGGCCAUCGCAGAUUGCCCUGCCGCAAGGCAACUGCCGCGUGGAUCCCAAUAGCCCGGUGAAAGCGUUGGACUGCUGGGCCCAUGCAGUCGAAUUUGAUAUUGACACCGCUGAGGUCCGGCCGCUUAAGGUCUUGACGGAUACAUGGUGUUCAUCCGGAGGCUUCGACGCUGAGGGAACUCUGGUGCAAACCGGAGGGUAUAACGAUGGGGGAAGAGCCGUGAGAUACCUCAAACCUUGCGCCGGUUGCGACUGGGAGGAGUUCACCUACGAUCUCUCUGCCCAAAAAUGGUAUUCCACCCAACAGAUCCUCCCCAACGGCAGCUUCGUCGUCGUCGGAGGCCGCCGUGAGUUCAACUACGAGUACGUCCCCCCAGCCGGAAAAGCCAACACCGUCCAGGACGUCCGCGACCUCCCUUUCUUAAGGGAGACGACCGACGUAAUAGAGAACAACCUCUACCCCUUCGUCCACCUCAACACCGACGGCAACCUCUUCAUCUUCGCCAACGACCGCGCCAUCCUCCUCGACCCCAAAGCCGACACGGUCAUCCGCGAGUACCCGUCGCUACCCGGCGGCUCCCGCAACUACCCGGCCUCUGGCAUGUCCGUCCUGCUCCCCCUCGACCUCCGCCGCACGGACGUCAACCCCGAGGUCCUCAUCUGCGGCGGCUGCCCCCGCGACUCCUUCAACCUCUCCGCCGUCAAGAUCUUCGUCCCCGCCCUCACCAGCUGCGGCCGGAUCGCCGUCAAUAACCCCGACGCCGCCUGGAACAUGGAGGAGAUGCCGAUGCCCCGCACCCUGGGCGACAUGCUGCUGCUGCCCAACGCCGAGGUGCUCAUCAUCAACGGCGCCGCCAAGGGCUCCGCUGGGUGGAGGCAGGCCAAGGAACCCGUGCUCACGCCGGUGCUCUACCGCCCCGGCCUUGCGGACGCCGACGGCCGGUUCCGCGUGCUGGCACCCAGCACCAUCCCGCGCAUGUACCACUCCACCUCCGCGGUCCUGCCGGACGGGGACAUCCUCGUCGCCGGCAGCAACACCAACGACCGCUACCGGUUCAUCGGCGAAGAAUUCCCGACGGAGCUGAGGGUGGAGAAGUUCCGGCCGCCGUACCUGGACCCGGCGCUGAACAACCACAGGCCGGUCAUCGACGUCAACGUGCUGCCAGGGGAGGGGAUGAAGUACGGACGGAACUUCACGAUCGCCUUCACGACGACGGAACCGGUGGAGAGGGACGACCUGAUGGUGACCAUGUACGCGCCGCCCUUCACCACGCACGGCAUCUCCAUGAACCAGAGGCUGCUGAUACUGAAGACCGAGGAGUUCGCCACCAAGAGCGUCGGGAGCUACGCCAUCACGGUGGUGGCGCCGCCGUCGGCGGCGUACGCACCGCCGGGGUAUUAUCUGGUUCACGUGGUGCACCGAGGAGUGCCCAGCAAGGCGGUCUGGGUUAAAAUCAGUGUUUGA
Messenger RNA from Elaeis guineensis (African oil palm), 1773 nucleotides. RefSeq names its product aldehyde oxidase GLOX1-like. NCBI's taxonomy places the organism in Eukaryota, Viridiplantae, Streptophyta, Magnoliopsida, Arecales, Arecaceae. The record is from RefSeq and is a predicted model, not a curated record.